CUUCAAUCCCCAACAAAGAUGCACCUCGUCCUGUUUUUGCUGAUCAUCCCCCUCUACUGGUUUGUCAGUCUCUUAAAAAUUACCCUCCACCACCGCUCGCUCUUCUUAAUCCCUGGGCCUCUCACCACCCGGUUCACUAAACUCUGGUAUUUCAAUCGCGUGCGAUUACGUCACUUCGAACAUGACAAUAUCCAGCUCCACGAGAAGUAUGGUCCUGUCGUGCGAAUUGCUCCCGACCACUACAGUAUCCGUGACAGAUCUGCUGUUAGAACCGUGUAUGGGAAGGGAAGUCGCUUCGCCAAGUCGGCGUGGUACGAGGGGUGGAAGCAUCCCGAUCCCAACCGGUGGACAUUAUUUCCGGACAGGGAUAUACAACGUCACGGAGAAACAAGGAAACGCUUCGCGAGCCUCUACUCCAUGAGCUCUCUGGUGCAUUACGAGGCAUUCGUGGACAACUGCGCCGACAUCUUUGCCCAGCGGCUGCAGGAGCAUGCCCAACCUGGACGCGCUCUGAAUCUGGGCCACUGGUUCCAGUGUUAUGCGUUUGAUGUCAUCGGGGAGAUCACCUUUGGGCAACGGUUUGGCUUCCUAGACCAAGGUCACGAUGUCCAAGGCACCAUUGCUGCUCUGCAAGGCCUCAUGACAUACAGUACCCUGGUCGGGAUUUACCCCGAAUGGCAUCCGCGGCUGUUUGGGAUUUUGAGUUGGUUCAAGUCGUCUGGGGCUGCGGGACGAGCAUAUAUCAUGCAGUUCGUACAGGACAAGAUCAGAGCCCACGCUCCACCUUCCCCUAAACAGGAUGAGGCGGAGGGUAGAGCGCCGAAAACCCAAGACUUCGUAGAGAAGAUGAUGCUGGCACGGGAUAAAGAUCCUGAGAAAGUGACAGACUACCAUCUAUACAUGAUGGCACUGUCCAACGUCGUCGCUGGCUCCGACACCACCGCCAUCAGCCUCUCGUCCAACAUGUACUACCUCUUGCAUAACCCAGAGGUGCUCGAGAAGCUGCGGGGCGAGAUUGACUCGUUCACCGCGCAGGGCCGCUGCAGUCCCCGUGUCACUUUCAAAGAAAGCCAGGAGAUGCCGUACCUGCAGGCCGUCAUCAAAGAGGCCCUGCGCAUGCACAGCGCCACAGGUCUGCCGCUAUGGCGAGUCGUACCGGCGGGGGGCGAGGAGAUCAGCGGAUAUCGCUUCCCCGAAGGGGCAGUCGUCGGGAUCAACACGUGGGUAGCCCAUUACAACGAGGAAGUCUUUCCCGAGGCCAGGACCUUUCAGCCGGACAGGUGGCUAGAAGCAGAAAAAGACCCAGAGCGACUGCGAUUGAUGAACGAUAUGUAUAUGCCGUUCGGUCUGGGUUCUCGAACUUGCCUGGGCAAGCACAUCUCUCUCUUGGAAAUAUCGAAGCUGAUCCCACGAAUGGUCCGGGACUUUGACUGCACCACCAGCGCGAAUAAAUGGUCCACGGAAAACUUCUGGUUCGUCAAACCGACCGAUUUCGAGGUCCAAGUACGGGGGAGAUCGGACGACAAGACGGAGAUGUCUCUCGAGUAGUAUCUGAUUCUUGCUCAUGCAUGUCCACAUCAUGAACCGCAGUCUAACA
Aspergillus candidus is the source of this 1597-nucleotide messenger RNA. RefSeq names its product cytochrome P450. The record is from RefSeq and is a predicted model, not a curated record. NCBI's taxonomy places the organism in Eukaryota, Fungi, Ascomycota, Eurotiomycetes, Eurotiales, Aspergillaceae. Gene Ontology annotation, molecular function: heme binding; monooxygenase activity; oxidoreductase activity, acting on paired donors, with incorporation or reduction of molecular oxygen. The coding region runs from base 19 to 1548 and encodes 509 amino acids. The transcript is spliced from 4 exons.